Carlito syrichta (Philippine tarsier) is the source of this 1629-nucleotide messenger RNA. It is a transcript of the gene ATP8B3, whose product is annotated as ATPase phospholipid transporting 8B3. Gene Ontology annotation, molecular function: nucleotide binding; ATPase-coupled intramembrane lipid carrier activity. The record is from RefSeq and is a predicted model, not a curated record. Lineage: Eukaryota; Metazoa; Chordata; Mammalia; Primates; Tarsiidae. The annotation marks the transcript as partial. Gene Ontology annotation, cellular component: plasma membrane. Gene Ontology annotation, biological process: phospholipid translocation; Golgi organization. The transcript is spliced from 14 exons.
UGUCCACCCAGAGCAUCCCGGAGAUCUCCACGCUGCCCUGGUUCAUGCUCUUGACGCCCCUGGUCUGCCUCCUGGUCAUCCGCGCCAUCCGGGACCUGGUGGAUGACAUCGGGCGGCACCGGAGCGAUGAGACCGUCAACAACCGACCCUGCCAGGUCCUGAUGGGAAAGAGCUUCGCCUGGUGCAAGUGGAGAGACCUGUGCGUGGGAGACGUGGUCUGUCUCCGGAAGGACAGCAUCGUGCCGGCUGACCUGCUCCUCCUGGCCAGCACCGAGCCCAGCAGCCUGUGCUACGUGGAGACGGCCGACAUCGACGGGGAGACCAACCUGAAGUUCAGACAGGCUCUGGCGGUCACUCACAACGAGCUGAGCACCGUGAGGAAGAUAGCCUCCUUCCGAGGUGAGAGGCCCUGACCAGGAGGCCUUUGGCUGUCCUCGCUGCCAAGAGCGCUGCAGCGUUUUCUUGGGAGUGAAACGUGGCAGCAGCGCCGACACUUCUGGCCUCUCUUCCUCCCUUCCCUCUCCCCACGUGGAUGCCUGGCUUCUAACCCUGCAGGUUUUGACACAAAGAUAAUGAAGAAUUGUGGCAAGAUCCAUUCCAAGAGAACCAAGCUAGACCACCUGAUGAACAGGCUGGUGAUCUUGAUCUUCCUCUCCCUGGUCCUCAUCUCCGUGGCCUUGGCCCUGGCCUUCCGACUGUCGGUCCCGGAGUUCAAGGACAAGCACCACUACAUCUCGGCCACGGUCGGGCACAGUGUGGCCCUGGAAUCAUUCUUCCUCUUCUGGGGCUUCCUCAUCCUGCUCAGUGUCAUGGUGCCCAUGGCCAUGUUCAUGACGGCCGAGUUCAUCUACCUGGGGAACAGUGUCUUCAUCAACUGGGACAUGCAGAUGUACUACGAGCCCCGGGACCUGCCCGCCAAGGCCCGCAGCACCAGCCUCAGCGACCAGCUGGGCCAGGUGAACUACAUCUUCUCCGACAAGACGGGCACGCUCACGCAGAACGUCAUGACCUUCAAGAAGUGCUGCAUCUGCGGCCUCGUCUACGGUCCGGACGCCGAGGAGGAGGCCCGGACGCGCCCAGAGGACGACCCCUACCUCUGGAACAAGUACGCGGACCGCAGGCUGCGUUUCCACAACCGGGAGCUCCUGAGCCUGGUGCGGCGGGACCAGAACCGCAUGGCGCGGGAGUUCUGGCGCGUGCUGGCCCUCUGCCACACGGUCAUCGUGCAGGAGAGCGAGGUCCGCAACCCGGAGGGCCGCGUGUGCCUCUACACCAAGGGAGCCGACACGGUCAUCUUGGAGCGCCUGUACAAGAAAGGAGAGGUGGAGCGGAACACUGAGGUGGCCCUGGAGGCCUUCGCCAAGCAGACCCUGCGGACGCUGUGCCUGGCCUACAAGGAGGUGGACGAGGACACGUUCCAGAGGUGGCACCAGCGGCACCAGGAGGCCAGCCUCCUGGGCCAGAACCGGGCACAGGCCCUGCAGGAGCUCUACAGCGAGAUGGAACAGAAUCUCAAGCUGCUGGGAGCCACGGCCAUUGAGGACAAGCUCCAGGACGGCGUCCCCACCACCAUCGAGUGCCUCAAGAAGGCGAAGAUCAAGAUAUGGGUGCUCACGGGGGACAAGCAAG